Thlaspi arvense is the source of this 756-nucleotide messenger RNA. NCBI's taxonomy places the organism in Eukaryota, Viridiplantae, Streptophyta, Magnoliopsida, Brassicales, Brassicaceae. The record is from the annotation of a GenBank genome assembly.
AUGGAUGCGAGUGCGAACGAACCAGCUAUGAAAAGCUUGAAAUCCUCUCCUAGAGCACCGAUACCUAAUUUUUUUGUAUCGCUCUCGUCGGCAUUUACGCAAACACCUCUUGUGCGUACGAGCAAACCCAGUUUGCUGCUUCUACCAACAGCUCCAGACUCCGUCAAGUUGAUUCAAGACUUCCAUCGUUCUCUGGUCUCUGCUACUGAGAAAUUCACAGGGUUCUUUCAUUCAUUGGCCUCUAAGAACCCUCUGUUUCAGGAAGCGGCUCGCUUGUCAUCCGAAUUUCGCGUGCUUUGCGAUGAGAUUCGUUUGAGAAACACAACAAGGGUGAGGUUUACGAUGUCUAAUCACGGAUUUGCAGCGGUUCUGCCUGGAGAUUCAGUUGCAGGAAUGGUGGUUGCUAACGGGUUGAUAAACUUUCUCAACAUAUAUAACACCAUCCUUGUUGUUCGUCUAGUACUCACCUGGUUCCCCAGUGCUCCUCCUGCCAUUGUUAGCCCCCUCAGCACUUUGUGUGAUCCAUACUUGAACGUAUUCCGGGGAUUCAUACCGCCUCUUGGAGGGUUAGAUUUGUCUCCCAUUCUGGCGUUCCUUGUUCUCAACGCCUUCACCAGCACUGCUAUGGCGCUUCCUUGCGAGCUCCCGCCAGCUGAAGGAGCGGCUUCUCCAUCAUCUUGUGAGACAAUGUGGAUGAGAAGGAGAAGGUUGAGCAGCCACAAGGACCAUAGACCGAGCUCCGCUUCUACGAACUGA